Messenger RNA from Rotaria sp. Silwood1, 2389 nucleotides. The record is from the annotation of a GenBank genome assembly. NCBI's taxonomy places the organism in Eukaryota, Metazoa, Rotifera, Eurotatoria, Philodinida, Philodinidae.
AUGUUAGUAUACGUUCUUAUAGUGAUUUUUGCUAAUUAUAAACAAAUUGUUAGUCAGUCAUGGAAUACAUCUGAUGGUCUUCUUCCAUGGGAAUCAUAUAUACAAUUAAGUGAAAUACAACGACCACUUGGUCUUACAAUUGAUCGAUCAUCACUUGCACAUUAUCAUUUUGCUAUUGGAUAUUUUUGUUUCCAUUCAUUUAUGUAUGAUGAAGCACAAGAUGCUUUUGAUCUAGCAAUUAAUAUUACACCGACAUUCGUUGAAGCUUAUAUUGGAAAAAUGCUUGCAUGUAAACAUGCAUUAUGGUCAUAUACUGAUUUUGAUUGUGGCUUAGCAGUAUAUAAUGCGACUAUAUCAAUGUUGAACACAUCAUUUAUAACACUUUCACCAUUUCAAUCAUCAUUACUUGCAACAGUUUAUCAAUGGUAUGCAAAUGAAUCAUCGAUUACAGUUGGAGAACAAGCAUUUUUAUCAUCAAUAACUAGUUUAUCAGAAACAUAUCCAAAUGAAACUGAUAUUCGUGUUUUAUGGGGUCUUUCUCUUCUUAAUGUAGCUUUUGGACAAGAAUUUCAAGGUCAAAUGGAACCUGCACCAAUGAUAGAAGCAAGAGAAGUAUUGAAAACUGCUCUAGCAUCUGAACCAAAUCAUCCAGGUGCUCUUCAUUAUUUAAUACAUGCUUAUGAUGUUGCUCAGAAUAAUAUAUCUGUAAACGCAAUAGAUUAUAUAUCAACGUAUCAACCAUUAGUUAAUACAUUGUCAUACCCACAACAUUUAAUGACUCAUAUUUAUAUGCGUACAGGUUCACUGCUGUUAGCUAAAUCAUCUGAUGAAAGAUCUAUUCAAGUUAGUUUAACAUUGUGUUUAGUUAAAAUAAUGAAUCGUAUGGUAUCUAAUGUAUCUUCCACUCAACUUGAACUUGUUUUGACUCAACUUAAUACGACAGAUGAAAUAUCAUCAUUUCUAUUAUGUGAUGCUGACAAUCGAGCUUAUGCAACAGAAUGGCUUUCAUAUUCUCGUUUACAAACAGGUGAUUGGCUUGGUACAUUAUCUUUAAUAAAUGAUUUGUAUAUUGCUUAUAAUCAAUCAUUGACACCAUCAACUCAUCAUUUAUUAUUUGCAUAUCGUGCUCUUGCACGUGCUGCUAUCAAUCUUUUCUAUUGGUUACCAUACGAUAUUCAAAUUGUCAAUAAAAUACAAGAAUUAGUGGAAGUCGGUAAAAUUCUUCCAUUUGUUACAUUUGAUGACAAUAGCACAGAUGUUGUUCUAGCAUGGAGUGAAGCUGGAUAUCGAUUCAGUGAUUGUAUUCGAUUAUUAAAUACCAAUAAUACAGAUUAUAAUCAGUCAAUAAUAGAACCAAUAAUAGAUGAACAUUUUGCUCAUUUUUCUUUACUUUCUAAUCAAACUGCUUCAUUAAAUCCAUAUAUAUCAACAAGUAUAUCAAUGAUGAUAUCUCAAAUUCAAGGAAUUAUUUAUUUCAAAAAUAAUUCAUAUCAAGAAUGUUUAAAUAUAUUAAAUGAAGCUACUCAACGUGAAUUAAAUCUUGUUAUUGAUAAUAAUAGUCCAAUUUUAAUUUAUGCACGUUCAUCGGAAUUAUUAGCUAUGCAUUUAUUACUUAUUCAUCGAAUAUAUCAAAAUCAAUCGGAACCAAGUAUUCCGACAUUUAUGUUAAAUGGUACACAAGUAUCUAUAAGUGAAUUUCCACAAUAUGCAUUAAAUCUCUAUCAAAUAGCAGAUAUAUCAGCACCUAAUCGAGCGAUUAAUAUACUUGGUAUGGCUCGAGCCAAUUCACAACUUCGUUCUAAUGAUGAAGCAGUAAAAUUCUAUCGAAAAUUACUUGAUCAAAUAAAUGCUUCGAAUAAUACUGAUCCAUUAUUUUCUCAAGAAGCAACAGAUUUUAUUGCUCAGAAAGAAAGCAUGGGAAAUUCUGCUAACAGUAAUCAAUCGUGGUUUUUAUUUAUUUUAAUUGUUUCUAUAUGUUUCAUUUUUUAUUAAUUCAUCAAUAAUAUUUUUGCAAUCUUAAAUUCCAUUAAUAUAAUUAUCGAAACUCAAUUAUUUUUUCAAGAUUUAUUUAGAUGAAUCAAUUGAUAGUAUAAAAAAAUAAUGCUGAAAUAAAAUAUACAAACUACUAAUUCCUAUCUAUAAAAUGAUACAUUCAAUGUAAUACUAUAUGAUCAGUUUUCUAAAAUCUUAGGCUAUAGAAGCAAAAUAUAUACUAUAAAUACUAAAAAUGAUUCAAACAGAUUUCGUUCAAAAUUCAGCAAACAUUACAGACAAAAAUUGCUGAAUGUUGUAUCUUAUAUUUCUCUCUUUACGAAAUACGACAUUUUCAAUCGUAAGUAUUGGAUAAGAAUCAACUUUUCGCCUAUUAAUCUUACAUAUAGCACAAUAA